This is a messenger RNA of Octopus bimaculoides (California two-spot octopus), 1552 nucleotides long. Its product is annotated as P-selectin-like. The record is from RefSeq and is a predicted model, not a curated record. NCBI's taxonomy places the organism in Eukaryota, Metazoa, Mollusca, Cephalopoda, Octopoda, Octopodidae.
AUAGAUGCUCAUGUCUCUUAUUCUCUCCCUAAGUAAUUCCAUACGCCUUAAUUUCAAAAACAAAAAUAAUAUAAGUAUUUGACUGAAAAUAUUUCUCUGAUAUACACUUGUGGAAUCGACGAACUGCCUGCUAUCUCGACUGUAAAAGAAUCACUGAAAAUAGAUAAACUAACACUUUUAUACUUUCAGUACAAUAAUUUUGUAAAUUUUUCACGAAAAGUUUACCAUCAAAAUUGAGAAAAUGAUAUUCAGAUCUUUUUAUUUUCUUUUUUUAAUCAUAUUCACAGUGAAAAGUGAAAAUAAUGCAUUUAAUAUUAUGCAAAAUAUUUUGUCGGAAUAUGAUAAUACCACUGCAGCAGAUAAAAACAUUUCUCCGUGGUUUCUUAAACAAGUAAUAAAUUUCUUAAAAUGUGGUCCUUUACCGAAGUUACACAACGGUAGAAUACAAUCUAUCAUAAAGUGGGAAGAACAAAAAAUAUAUCUGGAACAAAAAUGCAACCGCUAUUUUCAAGCAAGCCACCGAAAUACGACCGACGUUGUUUGUCUGAAUGGUAAAUGGAAGUAUCAAGAUAAAAAAUGUAAGUUAACAACCUGCCCAAUUUUUCAUAAACCUGCUCACAGUAUCUUAACCGAUGUUGCAUACACAUAUAACUCUGUUGUUUACUUCUCAUGCUUUUCUGGUUAUUCUAUGCGAGGAAACACUACAAUACGUUGUCAAGAAAAUAGGCAGUGGUCAACUCCACCACCAGUUUGUGAAAGUACUAAAUGUCUUCCACCGCAUCCACCGAAAAAUGGUAGUGUAAACAAUACAAAUGAAGUUAAAAUUAACGAAACCAUUUCUUUCAGUUGCUCAAAACCAUAUAAUCUGAAAGGCGAAUCAGUGUUAACUUGUCUUGAAGAUGGUGAAUGGAACUUUCCGACACCUAUCUGCACGUUGAAAUGCUUUGUACCGGAAAUUGCUGGCAGAGUGGUGACUAUUUCUGAAGGUACAAUUUUAAAACCCAGAACAUUAAUCAAUGAAGGAGGGAAAGUGAUAUAUUCUUGCAAACGAUCUUUCAUUCCAGUUGCGUUUGGUGUCGUUCAAUGCUUGUCAGGUAAAUGGUACCCAGACAUACAGUGCAGAAAAACGUGUGCAAUUGAGGCACGAAGUGGAUUAAAUUUUAUUUUGUUGCGUAAUUCUUCAGUUAUCGAAUACAGCUGUUCAGCAGGAGAAACAUUGUUGGGAGAUUCUAUCAGAACCUGUUUCGAAAAUGGAACCUGGAGUGGGACACUUCCAAGGUGUGUAAAAGGCUGUCAACUGUUACCCGAAUUUGGCAUAUAUAGCUACCGAUAUUCAUACAAUUUACAAUAUCUUCCAUUUGGCAGCUCAGUUCCACAAAAUACGAAUAUUACUUAUUCAUGUCGCGUCAAUUACUUUAGGUUUUCCUACGAAAGUUUAACUUGUAAUAAUGGUGUAUUGAAUCCGCAACCAAUCUGUUCAUAUAUGAAUAGAAGUGAUGUUUGGCUGAAUAAAAAGAACUCUCUUCAGUACAAAAAUCGUUCAACAGUGUCG